Molecule: messenger RNA, 1077 nt
Organism: Hyaloperonospora brassicae
Lineage: Eukaryota; Oomycota; Peronosporomycetes; Peronosporales; Peronosporaceae
Source: the annotation of a GenBank genome assembly
AUGUUUCAGUGGUCGCGCCUCACAGCGUCGACCCGUCGUGCGCGUCCUUCUGCCGCCUGUGCUCUCUCUGCAGCGUCCGCCGAAGUGCUCGACGAGCUCGUGGGACACGCAACGCCGCAAUGCGCUCGUCACAUGGACGAUCCUCUGCGGCUCGUGGCGAUUGGCUGUCCCGUAGAGAGAGUCCCGAACGUCCACGCGACAGCACUGGUCCAUCCGCACGCAGACGUCGGACCCGACGUGGUGAUUGGCCCGUACUGCGUGGUUGGCCCCGACGUGAUGCUGCAACAAGGAGUCCAUCUACAGAGCCACGUUGUGAUCGACGGCAAAACGCGCGUUGGUUGUGGCACUAUAGUGUACCCAUUUGCAAGUCUAGGAGGCGCCCCGCAGGACAAGAAACAUGACUUGGAUGUUGCAGCAGCUGCAGACGAGUGGACGCUCACGAUUGGUCGCAAUUGUGUAGUCCGCGAGCGUGUGACCGUUCAUGGCCGCACGUCGUACUCGUCGUGUCCGACGACGAUCGGCGAUGAUUGCUGGCUGCUCUGUGGCGCGCACAUUGCGCACGAUGCGCAGCUAAAGAGACGAGUUGUCGUCUCGAACGACGUGUGCGUUGCUGGACAUGUGACGAUUGGAGACGGAGCGGUUAUUGGUGGACAAGUGGGGCUCAAGCAGCACGUGACUGUAGGUCCGCUGGCCAUGGUAGGCGGACAGAGUGCAGUGGACGGGGACGUGCUGCCGUAUGGCUUAGUCAUGGGCAAUCGAGCAAAGUUAGUCGGACUGAAUCUUGUCGGCUUGCGUCGUGCCGGAGUGUUACGAAGCGAGAUCAAGCUAUUGCUGCAAGCGUACCGCUACAUUUUUGGCCGUGGCUGCGUGAACACGGGUUUUGCUCCUGCACUCGAUUUGGCGUACAGGGAAACGACAGUCGAUCGCGCUGUGGAGGCAAAACGCUUUUUCCAUCAAGAAGGGCUGGAUAGUGGGCGUAUACCCAUGGUUCACGAGAUGGUGGACUUUGUCGUGACUUCUUCGCAGCGCUUUCAUUCGUCGUUGUGUCACGCGGUGAUCGCGACCCGUUCGCAUUAG